UUAACGGCGUGUUUGGAUAAGAUAAUUUGACAGAGUAAAUCAUCUUUUUCUCACGAACGAUCCCUUUCGCCAACGUCAUUUUCUCUCUCCAGGGGUGCAAAAAGGAGGUAUGAAAGUGGUACGUAAGUAAGUUAAAAGAUGAUUGGCCCAAAGUAGAAGCCCAUUAAUAAAGCUUUGGUUCUUGGCCGGAGUCUGUGGCAGGGGCAAAGGCAAUCACUGUAUUUUGUUUGUUUCCGUUCAUUCGCCAACGUUACGCUACGCAGAAGAGAAAGAAAGAGAGAAACCCUAGCGAAGCCAUUGAAGAUUACUUCGCACUGUGGUAGCGCUGAGCCUCACAACUUCAACGCAUCAUUCCUCACCUUAGCGAACGUUUUCCAGUUUGCAGAAACUUGUCUUGCAAGUACUAGUUUGUCUCUAACAACUUGCUGUAAGCUGAAAAGUGAUCUCUGAUGGAAGGAGAUACUAAGAUUUUGGAGGAAGAUGACACUCGGAGCAAGAACGGAAGUUCUCUAGUGAAGAUAAAAGUGUUGUUUUUUGCUAGAGCACGUGAUCUCACUGGCUUGAGUGAGAUGCCAUUGGAGUUGCCAUCUGGAAGUACUACUCACGAUUGUUUGAAAAAGCUUGUGGUGAAGUUUCCAGGUUUGGAAGAAAUCAGAGGGUGUAUGGUCUUGGCUCUGAAUGAGGAGUAUACAACCGAGUCAAGCAUUGUUAAAGACGCAGAUGAGUUGGCCAUAAUACCUCCAAUUAGUGGUGGCUGAACAACUUAAUAUCAGUGCAGGGUACUUCUACUUUUUGUACUGCAGUAAAUAUUCUGAAAAAAAAGAAGAAUUUGAGUAAAUGCUAAUAAGUUUAUAUCUCAUCUUAGGGUAAUUUUAUUGAUGUGCAAUCCCAAGAGGUUAACCUUUCUAAACAUUUAUGUGGAGACCACUAAGUUUUCUUAGUAAACGGUUUAAUCAUGAAGUUAUUGAAAAGUAAUAAUUUAACGAAAGGGCUCGACCUCUUGGAAAGCACUCUAUGAAAUUACCCUACUAUUAGAACUGUUGUAAUUUGUGAACCUAAACAAGUGUAGUGAUAGAUUUUAAUGCUGGAUUUAUUGUAAUCCAACAUUGAGACUUUUCUUUCUUCAAGUGAAAAUGAGAAAAUUUCAUUUUACA
Messenger RNA from Vigna unguiculata (cowpea), 1154 nucleotides. It is a transcript of the gene CNX7, whose product is annotated as co-factor for nitrate, reductase and xanthine dehydrogenase 7. Gene Ontology annotation, biological process: Mo-molybdopterin cofactor biosynthetic process. Lineage: Eukaryota; Viridiplantae; Streptophyta; Magnoliopsida; Fabales; Fabaceae. The record is from RefSeq and is a predicted model, not a curated record. Gene Ontology annotation, cellular component: molybdopterin adenylyltransferase complex; cytosol.